Malaya genurostris is the source of this 972-nucleotide messenger RNA. Its product is annotated as metaxin-2-like. The record is from RefSeq and is a predicted model, not a curated record. Bases 125 to 928 code for a protein of 267 amino acids. Gene Ontology annotation, cellular component: SAM complex. Gene Ontology annotation, biological process: mitochondrion organization. NCBI's taxonomy places the organism in Eukaryota, Metazoa, Arthropoda, Insecta, Diptera, Culicidae. The transcript has 4 exons.
ACUUUUUCUCGGGAUCAAAUAAAAACAUUGCGUUCUGUCAUAAUAAGAUUCAUACGAAUUUAUGUAAUAUUUUCUUGUUUUGAAUUUAUGCUCAGAUAAAACAUUGCAGUGAGAACAAAUCAAAAUGAGUGCAAUAACAAAUGAAUAUCUUCGGAAUGAAUCAAUCGCUUCGCAACCUUGGCCGUCGAAGGCAUUUCUAUAUCAACCAUACGAAGAGAAUCAGAUUCUGUUAGCGGAAAACGCAAGCUGUCUGGCUGUACGGACAUAUCUUACCAUGUUGAAACUACCAUUCGUCGUGAAGCAACAGGCCAACGCUGAAUUCAUGUCUCCCGGUGGCAAGCGUACCAAACUACCAGUCCUGCGGGUGGAAAACUAUAUUUAUGCCGAAUUUGAGCACAUUCUCAACUUCGUCGAGUUGAAAGGAUUCUCACUAUCGAAGAAUUUGACCCAGGCUGAAAAGGAUGAUAUGCGUGCCCAUCUCUGUUUAGUGGAAAAUUUUUUCACCAACGCAGAGCAAUACAUAAGCUGGGUGGAUGAGGAAGUGUUAACGAAGAUAACUAGACAGCGGCACGGAUGCGUGUAUCCUUUUCCAUUGAAUCACAUCCAAAACUGGCGCAAGCAAUGGGCUGUCCGUCGCCAGCUGAAAAUCGUCGAUUUUCUCAACCUAUCACUUGACGAGCUAGUUGAAAAAGUGGACAAAUUGUGCCUGUCCCUUAGUGCGCGACUGGACAAUAAACUUUAUUUUUACGGUGAUAAUCCAACCGAACUAGAUGCACUGGUGUUCGGUCAUCUGUUCAGCAUUUUUACACUGAAACUUCCAAACGAUGUGCUAGCUGUGACUAUCAAUAAAUACAGAAACCUUCGCCAGUUUUGUGAAAACAUAGAAGCUAAGUAUUUUGAAACGGUAGUGCCACCGAAAAGGGCAUAAGAUUCAUAAUUGUUGUAAUAAAGAAACUCCUUUAAAUAUUAUAA